CAUAUGGAUUUAGAUCGAUUCCAAACCAAUCCGUCUUCUUGUUCGGUCUAUACCGAGUACAAAAAGGAACCCUACCCCUCUGACGACCACCAGAAAUACUCAGAAUUGACCAUCUACAGACUUUUGGUAUUUUUGAAAUUUGUACCAUUUUUACAACGUUUUGAUAAAAACAACAAGAUCACUACGACAAUUACUACACAGCGAUGAUCACGAGGAUUGAUGAUGAUUAACAAACAAAUCAGCUGACAGUCUUUUUUAUUCAAAUAGUAGUUCAAAGAGUAUCAUGCAAUUUGCAAUUGUGAUUGAGAAAUUCCAUUACACUUGAAAUUGGUACGAACCCAUUUCUUCUUUACAACAAAGCCAUCGUCAUUAUAGAAUCUCUCAUAAGAGGACAACAGGCUUCUAGGAGCAGUUUACCAGAACUUGUAAUUUUCCUUUUGAGUUUCGAAAACAUAGAAAACAUAUCUCAAAGGAAAUUCGAAACUGCUUGGAUCGAACCUAUCUAUUUUACUACACUUCCUUUAAAAUUGUUUGAUUUUUUUUUCAAAAAAAAACUUCCGAUUGCUUCCAUCGGU
This is a messenger RNA of Guillardia theta CCMP2712, 575 nucleotides long. RefSeq lists its product as hypothetical. NCBI's taxonomy places the organism in Eukaryota, Cryptophyceae, Pyrenomonadales, Geminigeraceae. The transcript has a single exon. The coding region runs from base 4 to 207 and encodes 67 amino acids. The record is from RefSeq and is a predicted model, not a curated record.